Molecule: messenger RNA, 2731 nt
Organism: Syngnathus acus (greater pipefish)
Lineage: Eukaryota; Metazoa; Chordata; Actinopteri; Syngnathiformes; Syngnathidae
Gene: plpp3
Product: phospholipid phosphatase 3
Exons: 7
Coding region: 332-1270 (312 amino acids)
Biological process (GO): phospholipid dephosphorylation; phospholipid metabolic process; canonical Wnt signaling pathway
Molecular function (GO): phosphatidate phosphatase activity
Source: RefSeq, a predicted model, not a curated record
GGGAAACUUGAAGAGAGACAGAGAGCGUGAGAGCAGGGGGAGUAAGAGGAGGAGGAGGAGUGGAAAGGAGAAGAUAUAACAAGAGCGUCUGUCGAUGUGCGCCUCAUUUCUCAAUAGAAAUGCAAAGUGGUGCUUGGCUGCCAUUCUUUAGUCGGCGCUGAAACCCCGAUACUCCCCUCUCUGAGACGUUUCUUUUCUUUUGUUAUAUUUUUUUACUUUUAUUUUAGUGUACAGUCUAUUUGUUUUUUUACUUUUUUUCAGAAUUGACCGUUUUGCCAAGUGCGCGCGCGCGCCUGUGGGAUUCAGAGCGGACACAUAGUGGAGUUGUCCAAUGCAAAAGUAUACGUAUGAGAAAGCCAUGGCACAAGAGACAAGGAACGGGGGAAGCUCCACGUUAAACAACAACGGUGUCGACAACCGCAAGAGGAAGCUUCUGGUUGCACUGGACAUCUUCUGUCUGCUACUUGCUAGCCUGCCUUUCCUGAUCAUUGAGACUAGCACCAUAAAGCCGUACCAGCGCGGGUUUUACUGUUCGGACGAGUCCAUCCGCUACCCCCAAAAAGAGGGCGACACCAUUAGCGAUGCCAUGCUUUGCGGUGUUGGCAUUCUUAUUGCCAUCAUCUCUAUUGUGAUCGGCGAAACCUACAGGAUUCACCAACUGCACGAGGGGACCAAGUCCUUUGUUGGAAACCCGUACGUGGCGGCUUUGUACAAACAGAUAGGCGUGUUCAUCUUCGGCUGCGCCAUCAGCCAGUCCUUAACCGACAUCGCCAAGGUGUCGGUGGGUCGCAUGAGGCCGCACUUCCUGGACGUGUGCAAGCCGGACUUCACCGCCAUCAGUUGCUCGUCGGGCUACAUCACCGAGUACACCUGCAGCGGCAAGGAGAGCGACGUGCAGGAAGCUAGGAAGUCUUUCUUCUCUGGACACGCUUCGUUCUCCAUGUUCACCAUGCUCUACUUGGCAUUCUAUCUCCAGUCUCGGUUCACGUGGCGCGGCGCCCGUCUCCUGCGCCCGUUGCUGCAGUUCACCCUGCUGAUGAUGGCGUUCUACACCGGGCUGUCUCGCAUCUCCGACCACAAGCACCAUCCCACCGACGUGCUGGCGGGCUUCGUGCAGGGAGCCCUGGUGGCCUACUGCAUAGUGUACUACGUGUCCGACUUGUUCAAGCCCAAGCAGAAGGCGACCCCGUCCCCUCCGUCGCCCAUCAAGAAGGAGCUGCUGCCCUCGUCAGACAUCAUCGACAGAAACAACCACCACAAUAUGGUGUGAGGAAGACGGCCGCGCCUCCUCUUCCUCGUCUUCCCGCGACCGUCCGCGUCGCCGCUCACCUCCCAUCGGACAGUAGAAUGUAGCUAAAGGGCAAUCUCAACAAGCGCACCUCCGACCCCUCACAUUCAUUCGCUGAGGAAUUCCCAUCCUGGAUGGGAGGGGGCGAGUGCAGGGAGUUCACCAACAGAUCCGAGAGAAAUUGGAAACCGACAGGCGGAGCUUGAAAGAGGUAAUAAAAAUGACAAAAUAAUGAAAUGAAGACACAAAAACAAACUUCCCGCAAAAAGGGAGAGAAGGAAUUCUAGCAAUGUUUACUCUCUAAAGUCUCUGUGGCCUUGGAGCGUCAGCAACAACAACUUCCUGAGCAACAGGAAGGAUGAAAAAUGUAAUUUAAAGCACUGUUGUUUUUUUUGUUCAUUGACCGUGAUCACCACUCGCCGGCAAAGCGGAAACCCGACGAUGAUUAAUGCCAAGCCGGCCUCGCUCGUCGGGCUUUCUACUGAGCGCGCUCAGUGCGGCCUAAUAACCGGGAUGUUGCAUUUAUUUUAGAUUUAGGUCAAAUCGGGGUGGGGUCUUGUGUUUUUGUGGGUGCCCCCUACCCCCCCCCCCCCCUCUGGCAUCUACAUUACCACAACAUGAUAAAAAAAUAUUUUGGGCUGAACCUAAAACUACACUCAAAAUCUUUAUAAGCAAAACUUCAUCCAUGUUGGGGGGGCGGUGUCAGUGUGAUUGACAGCCAGUCCGGCACAUCAUGUUGGGAUGGUUGGGGCUCAUUCUGCUGGCAGGGAGGGGCUCCGACACACCCCAGUCACUCAACGUAUGCGUGUGAGCAUUAUACGCUGUGAAUGAACAGCCUCUCGUGUGUGUGUGUGUCGUGGUUCUAAAAAAAAAAAAAAAAAACCUGUGGUAUAUGUUUAACUCCCCUUUUCAAUUCUCACACACUCACUGUUGCACAUCUUCAUCUCUGUAAAAGUCCGUCCUAUCGCCUCUCAAAGCUGUUUUCCCUUCUUUUUUAUAUAUAUAUAGUAUAUAAAAAUAUAUAUAAAUAAUGUAUAGAUCACUAAAAAAAAUGUAACUGUACAUGUUUUAGAUAUAUCCACUAUGAUUACAGACCUGUGUUCUUUGCAAAGUGCUGCUUGAAAAGCAACAGUGGACAGACAUUUUUUGUUUGUUUGUAUGUUUGUUUGUAUUUAGACAAGUCAACCUAUUGUAGAUUGUCAUAAUAACAUUUUGUAAUAUGCACCCAGUAAAUACAUCCACAGUUUCUAUUCAAUCCCAUAUUAGUAUUUUUGUAUGGUCUCGCUGGUGUUUGUGUUUUGUACAAAAAAAGAAAUGUUUUUGUUGUUUUACUGCAAAAUGUACUUUGCUCUUCUUCAUGUGCUUUGAAAUAAAAAGCUCAUUAUGAACACAUUUUGCUUCUCAUUUCGAUUAUAAACUCAAAUAAAAUGAUUCACUUGAUUG